Messenger RNA from Exophiala dermatitidis NIH/UT8656, 3189 nucleotides. RefSeq lists its product as uncharacterized. Gene Ontology annotation, cellular component: membrane. Gene Ontology annotation, biological process: arachidonate metabolic process. The coding region runs from base 232 to 3189 and encodes 985 amino acids. The transcript is spliced from 6 exons. The record is from RefSeq and is a predicted model, not a curated record. NCBI's taxonomy places the organism in Eukaryota, Fungi, Ascomycota, Eurotiomycetes, Chaetothyriales, Herpotrichiellaceae.
CCAAAACGGAAACCAGAUUCAUGGCUUGUUCAAAAUUGGAUCUCGAAGGGCGGCGUUUGGAGCCUGUUCGAGUCUCUUCCUUCUGUCUGUUUCCUUUUCCUCGCUCGCUGUUCCAGGGUCUGGAUUGAGCUCUCCUCACAGGACGACGGUUAGCCGUGAUGUGUUAAAAGUAUCUUCUCUUGUGCACCUCACAAUCUCAAUACUGGGACUCACAGUAGCAUUUCGGCUUUCAUGAUGGCACGCUGUCAUCACAGCGAUUGGCUCAACCUCCGCAUCGAACGAAACGAAGUCAUCUUGUUCAUCUCGGACCGGCUUCAAACGCUUAUCGACGAAUUUCCCAGCCCUGACCUUCAGCAGCCCAGCCUGUUGGUUUUCAUCGGCCAUACCGCCAAAUUGUCAGCCCUUCGAUCCCUCGGUGGAGAGGAGAACAGGCCGAAGUCGGCAGGCAGACGGAAACGUGGCGGCGGAGUACAUCUCCAACGGGGAAAUCGCGAUGUGUUCCGGGACGUCCCCGUGCUUCUAGCAGAUGGCGACCUUCCGUACCGGGACUUAAAAAAAAGGUCCUCGGCCCAAUGCCACGAGACAAGACAGCUGAUGCUUCCUCGCAUCCGGGCAGGGGUCCGAGAUCUGGCUUUAGAAGAUGCCGCUGAUCAUCUCUAUUCCCGUCUCCUGGGCGCCUUUGCCGAUGUCUUUUGCUUCUUUUCCACCGACGUCGGCGGGUUUGGUCCCGUGGUACGUCGACUCGCAUCGUGGCUCGAGCAUGGCAAGCCGUCGACACUACCGAAGACAACAUAUCCACGGGUGGUCGUGGUGAUGGAGGCCACAGACUCCGGAGCGGAAAGCGACAAGGAGGCCAGUGAGGUCCUUCUGGGAGCGCUCAGAGAAGAGACCACCAAAAAUCCCGCAGAGAGGUUAUCGGCUCUCGAAGUGGUAACCGUGCCCCACGGAGGGCACUGCUACCGGCGGCUGGAGGAAUACUUGGUCCGGGUACUGGAUCAAGGUCGAAGGCACAAGCUAGAGGCAAGAAUGCUCUUCUCUGCGAGACAUUUGGCCGCAUUCUUCAAAUAUGCGAGUGACCACUUUGGCAGAACCACAAGGGAGCCGUUCGAUUUCGUCAAAGCGUCGCGUUUGCAAAAUUCUGUCUCGCCCGACCUAGACAUGCACCUGUCCAACUUCCUGAAGCACAUCAAAUCGCCCGAAGAGUUGACGGACUUCGCGGUGCCAAUGAUCGCAUCGAGCCUCCUGCUGGAUCACUACCCUCCCGGCAUGCACGAUGUGUUUCACACCCUAUACAAUGACGCAUGCUACCAGGUGGCCAGAACUGGUGUGCUAGUCCACGACGGUUCGACAAACUUUGUCCUCCCGUCUAGCUUCGUCAAAAUCGUCUCGGAGGAGCUGGAGAAAUGCUUUAAUGACCUCAUACGCGGCACCGGCACGCCAUCCAUGAUGGUACACCGUAAUAAUCUCCAGAGGUUUAAGAAUCGCUGGAAGCGGCUGCUGAGUGACGACCUCUGUUUUGUAUGUUUGCGUCGCCUGCUGGAAACUAAUCUGCCGUGCGGACACGGGGUCUGCGAAAAUUGUGUACGAAUUUUCGGGACGCCGGAUAAGAAUGAUCGGUGGGCGUUCAGCAUUCGGCGCUGUUUCCUCUGCGACAUGGCGCUUCGAGACGUGACGGUAAAAAUAAAGCCCGAUACCGCCGGGGUCAACGUAUUAACCAUCGACGGAGGUGGUAUCAAGGGAGCUAUACCACUACCAUUUUUACAAAUACUGCAGGACAGGAUCGGCCUACAGAUCCCCGUUCAGGAUUACUUCGACGUUGGAUUCGGCACCAGUUCCGGGGGGCUUAUCAUCCUGGCCUUGUUCAUCAAUGGAUGGCCAGUCGAUGAUUGCGCAAAUGUGUUCGAAUCUUUCGCAAGAAGGGCAUUCAAGCCCCGUUGGAUUUCUCACAUACCCAUCGUCUCCCGCAUUCCGAUCCUGUCGCAUAUUCUCUGGUUUCUUGUGUCGUAUUGGGCCGACGGUCUGUACCCAGCUCAUAAUUUGGAAGGUGCGCUGAAGGGAGUUUUCGGCAACGACAUGAGCAUCCUGGAUUACUCGUAUGCAACCGCUAUCGGGGCGAAAGUGGGAAUACCGGUGACCACAGUUCUGGGAACAGACCCUUGCCUCUUCACCAACUAUAAUGGAGCGGGACCGAGGCCGCAGGACUGUGGAUAUCGCAUUAUCCGGUCGCAAGAUGGGCGGAAAAGGAUUCGUUUGUGGGAGAUCGCAAUGAGCGGAUCUGCGGCACCGUGGUACUUUCCAGCAAAGCGCAUUCCGGGGGUAGGAACCUUUCAAGACGGAGCUCUGUGGAGGAACAAUCCCGUCGACCUCCCUCUGUGGGAAAUCCCCGUGGUGUGGCCCCCGACUCGCAGGCCCAAUGUGGUCGUCUCCCUCGGCACCGGGUCCUCAGGACCACGCAUACCAACGUCCCACUCCAGCAGACUGCGUGCGAUCUGGAGAGAGGGCUUCCUGCCACGAUCGUACAGAGCCUUCAUGGAAUUAAUCAACGGUAAAAAAAUCGCCCAAGCGUUCAAGAAUGGACGACGGGCAGAGUUAGAUGGGCGGUACUUCCGAUUCGACGUUGAACUGGACAGAGAGGUCGACUUGGAUGAUACAGGCAGGAUGCACGAGCUGGCAACAAAAGCUCGGGAACAGUUCUGUCGGUCGGAGGAUGUCGAUGUCGUCGCGCGUUGCCUCGUUGCGACGCGUUUCUACUUUGAACUCGACUUAAAGCCGAAGAAGAUUAAGGGGAAGUAUUCUGGAUCGGGCCAUAUCUUCUGUCGUUUGCCUCGAAAUAGUCCCGAGCUCGAGGUGCUGCUGGAACAGUUGUCUAAACGGGCGGCGCGAUUUAUCGUGAACGGCCAUGGGCUUCCCGGGUCGGUCGGCGAUCGGUCGUUCAUCGACCACCAAGGAACCUUUCGUAAAAGGGUCGAAUUUGAAACCAAGGACACAUUAUCCGUUCUUCUUCAAGAAGGGCCAGCGGAUCCGCAGCACAUCAGUGGAUCUCCAUACGCAGUCCACGAUCUACUGGAUAUGCAAGGCCUCAACAAUGAUUUUGGUACCCCGGAUCAUAGGAAGCGAAAAGAGCGCGAGGAGGAUGAGGGAGAAACGAGGGUAGAGGAGCCGGCCAAGAAGCGUCGUCGGGCUCGGUAG